AUGCCCACCGCCACACCCGAAAGGAUCGGACAGACACAUGGUCCCACAUUUAAUCCAAGUGGCCAUUGUCCCCGUUUCUCAUCUUUCCAAAACAGUCCCAUUGGGCAUAGAUUGACCCUGCCAGACCCACUGCCGAUUCGUCCGGUUAUCAAUCAGCCUGGGUUAAGUUUUAGGCGGCUUUCAUAUAAAAGAAUCAAAAUGGUCCUCAUCACCCGCGGCAUCUCCCUCACCAACUUCCUCGUCGCAUCCUCCGCCCUCGCCUUCCAGGUCUUCGUCCUGUAUCCCUGGCACAAGCAGCUAGACGAGAGCUUCGAGGACCUGAAGAAGGAGCAUUUGAAGGUUCUGCAGGUUUUGGAUCGGGUUGAGCAUGGCAAGACGGGUGGCUCGGGGGGGAGUAUUCGGGAGCAGAUUGAGUUGAAGAGACAGGGGCUUUAG
Messenger RNA from Aspergillus oryzae RIB40, 435 nucleotides. RefSeq lists its product as uncharacterized. The transcript has 2 exons. The coding region runs from base 1 to 435 and encodes 144 amino acids. Lineage: Eukaryota; Fungi; Ascomycota; Eurotiomycetes; Eurotiales; Aspergillaceae. The record is from RefSeq and is a predicted model, not a curated record.